Messenger RNA from Myxocyprinus asiaticus (Chinese sucker), 3435 nucleotides. Its product is annotated as B-cadherin-like. Bases 98 to 2758 code for a protein of 886 amino acids. Gene Ontology annotation, biological process: multicellular organism development; calcium-dependent cell-cell adhesion; cell morphogenesis. The record is from RefSeq and is a predicted model, not a curated record. Gene Ontology annotation, molecular function: calcium ion binding; cadherin binding. Lineage: Eukaryota; Metazoa; Chordata; Actinopteri; Cypriniformes; Catostomidae. The transcript is spliced from 16 exons. Gene Ontology annotation, cellular component: catenin complex; cytoplasm; adherens junction.
AUCAUUUCCUCAUUUACUGCACAGCUGCGGAAGGCUGAACACGUUUACGGAAUAAAACGCUGAAGGACUUUUUUCAUCCAAACUUUAAGCUUCUCGAAUGGAGAAUGUUAUGAUUGUGCGAUUAGGAGUUAUUGUUUUGCUCUGCCAGGUGUUUUCGUGUGGAUUCGCGGAGGAGUCAUCAUGUACACCUGGAUUUGAUUCGGAGUUGUUGGUUUUUAAAGUUCACAGAGAGCACCUUCACAGAGGGAAAAGACUAGGAAGAGUAACUUUCAACACCUGUGAUGGAAGAUCGAGAACACUCUUUCAGUCCGUUGACAAGCGGUUUGAUGUGAACAUGGAUGGAACUGUAACACUGAAAAGACAAGUUACUCUCCAUGAAGGCCACAAGGUGUUUUCUUUGAACGCUUGGGACUCCAGUGGCAAGAAACAUACAGUAUUUAUCAGAGUUGAGCGUGCACAUGAUCAUGAGGUGCAUCACAUGGACACGGUGGUGCACAGCACUCCACAGACGGAAUCUCCCUCCGAUGUUCCGGUUCUGACAUUUCCAAAGAUUUCAACCGGUCUUAAGAGGAGAAAGAGAGGUUGGGUUAUUCCUCCGUUCAAUGAACCAGAAAACAGUAAAGGUCCAUUCCCGAAAAAGCUCGUCCAGAUAAAGUCAGAUUAUGCUAAGGAAACUCGGAUGGUGUACAGUAUCACAGGUGAAGGGGCAGAUCAGGACCCUAAAGGACUUUUCACCAUUGACAAAUUUACAGGGAAUCUAUUUGUGACUCAGCCGCUCGACAGAGAAAACAAAGCUUCAUACCGUCUCAUAGCUCAUGCUGUUGGAGCUGAUGCGGAUAUCACUGAGACUCCCAUGGAAGUCAUUGUCAACGUAAUUGACCAAAAUGAUAACAGCCCUGUGUUUACUCAAAAUCCUUUCAACGGAAACGUUCCUGAAGCUGCUUCCAAAGACUACGAAUUUAUGAAGGUGACAGCCACUGAUGCCGAUGAGCCCGAUAAUGACAACUCUGAUGUCAGAUACACAAUUGUGAGCCAGGAUCCAGCACUUCCAAAACCCAAAAUGUUUGACAUCAACACUGUAACUGGAGGGAUCCGCGUGAUCGAAACCGGCUUGGACAGAGAGAAACAUCCUAAAUAUACUUUGGUCAUUCGAGCUGCUGACAUGGCUGGAGAAGGUCGUUCAACCACUGGCACAGCUGUCAUUACAGUGACUGACAGCAAUGAUAACGCACCCCAGUUUGAGCAAAGCACUUUCACUGUAUCUGUACCUGAGAAUAAAGUGGGUGCUGAAGUGGCCAGACUGCCAGUGACUGAUGAAGAUGAACCUGGAUCACCUGCCUGGUCAACCAAGUAUCGAAUCGUUGCUGGUGACAAAAGUGGAUUUUUCAAUGUCAGUACUGGACCCAGCCAGCUAGAGGGCAUCAUUACCACUGUCAAGCCACUGGACUUUGAAAAGAACAAACAAUACAUUCUGUCUGUGAUUGUUGAGAACAUUGAUCCAUUUGUCGGCUCAUUGCCCACUUCCACUGCCACAGUCACUGUGAAUGUAGAAGAUGUGAAUGAGCCUCCAGUGUUUAAUCCAGCUGAGAAGGUCAUUUCCAAACCUGAAGAUCUUCCAGUUGAUAGUGAAUUGGUUACGUAUACAGCCACUGAUCCAGACAUUGGAAAAUCACAGAAGAUAUCGUAUAAAAUCGGCAACGAUCCUGCCGGCUGGCUUAAUGUAAAUAAAGAUACCGGAGCGAUCAAAGUCAAGAUCCUUAUGGACAGAGAGUCUAGCUUUGUCAAAGAUGGAAAAUACAAAGCUAUCAUUUUGGCAACUGAUAAUGAUACAGAAUUUCCAGCAACUGGCACCGGAACCCUGAUAAUUGAAUUGGAGGAUGUGAAUGACAAUGCUCCAUCUGUUAAUGAAAGGAUUAUUAAGAUUUGCAAUCGUGAGUCAGUACCAGUCAAUCUCUCAAUAACUGAUAAAGAUGGAAAUCCUUUUGCUGCUCCGUUUAGUGUUGAAACCCUAGGAGACACGAGUAAAAACUGGACUGCCGUAAUGAAUGACACCGCAACCGGCAUUGUGCUGAUGCUGAAGACUCCAUUGGAACAGGGUGACUACAAUGUAGUCCUGAGGGUUUAUGAUCAGCAGGGACUAUCCCAGGACAGCUCCAUUCAAGUAUCUGUGUGUGACUGCACAGGACAAGAAGUCAAAUGCAAUGAAAAGCUAGCUGUGGCAGGGUUGCCACUUUCUGGAGUUCUUGGAAUCCUGGGAGCCAUCUUGGCUCUGCUGUUGCUUGUUCUUCUAGUUCUCUUGUUCCUGAGGAGGAAAAGGGAGAGUAAAAAAGAGCCACUCCUCGCUGAAGAUGAUAUUAGAGACAACAUCUACUAUUAUGAUGAGGAAGGCGGUGGAGAGGAUGAUCAGGAUUAUGAUUUGAGUGUGCUGCAUCGAGGCCUUGACAAUAGACCUGAAGUGUUCAGAAAUGACGAGGCUCCCACUUACUUUGCUGCACCUCAAUAUAGACCUCGACCUGCCAACCCUGAUGAGAUUGGCACCUUCAUUGAUGAUAAUCUAAAGGCCGCAGAUAACGACCCCACUGCACCCCCCUAUGACUCCCUCUUGGUGUUUGACUAUGAAGGAGGCGGCUCAGAUGCAGGUUCUCUCAGCUCCCUCAACUCUUCUAGCUCAGGAGCGGAUGUAGACUACGACUUCCUCAGUGAUUGGGGCCCACGCUUCAAGAAGCUGGCGGACAUGUAUGGAGGAGGAGAGGAUUAAGUCAUCUUCAUUAGAGUUUUAUUUGCAAGGCUUGUUUUUCUCCUAAUGCAAGAGGCACAUGGAUCAUUUAAAUAUGGAAAAUGUUUUAUACAAGUUUCACUUUAUGGUCUGGUGAUUUGCAUGUUAUGUUUAACGUUGGAACUGGAUUGAUAGCACUGUUCACCUCAAGGAAAGAUUCGUAGACCUCCACAAGUGUUUCCUUUUUCCUGGGAGCAGUCUUGGCAGGAACUUGGCUGAAAUGUUUUGGGUUUUUUUCUUUUUUACGAAGCUCCCACUUGAAAAAGAGAGGACUAUGUAUUGUAAGAUUGAUCUAUGGGUAAGGAGCUGUAAAACAGCUCAAGAUGCUGGUCUUAAAUUUUAAGCUGUUUACUUAACAUACUUUAUUCAAAUUAAUGAUUUUGUAAAAUGAAUUUCCUUCAACUUUUUGUUAACUUCCACUACUUUGGCAUUAAAGGAUAAUGCACAGCAUGAACGAUACUGUCAAUUUUCCUUUUUUUUGAAAAGCACUGAUGUCAGAGUGGUGACUUUUUUUUAAAUGUUUGCAGGCAUCCCUUUCAUUUUACUGAACUGCAAGAAUGUUAAUGACUUUAUGUAUUUUUCAUUCUUUAUGUACAUGUUAUAUGCUUGUUUAGACUAGUUUUACAAGGUUCCAUAUUUUAUUAAACAAGUUACUUGAA